This is a messenger RNA of Oncorhynchus gorbuscha (pink salmon), 1664 nucleotides long. RefSeq names its product interferon-inducible GTPase 5-like. Gene Ontology annotation, molecular function: GTP binding. Gene Ontology annotation, cellular component: membrane. The transcript has 3 exons. The record is from RefSeq and is a predicted model, not a curated record. NCBI's taxonomy places the organism in Eukaryota, Metazoa, Chordata, Actinopteri, Salmoniformes, Salmonidae. The coding region runs from base 199 to 1380 and encodes 393 amino acids.
AACUGUUGUAAGACCGAGAAUGAAGCAUGUUACAUCAUAGUUUCAUAGUACAAUGUCAACAGCAUCAUCAGUUUCAUUUCUAUGGUCAAAGGACGAAGUGGAAUGUUUGCAGGUUGAAUGUGCCGACGGAAAGUUACAACCUCACACUCCCUGUCUUUGCAUACAGAGAUCAGAGCUCGAGCUAAAUAAACGACUGCCAUGGCCGGUGAAGAUGAAAUGAAAGCAGUAAGACAGAUUGAAGAAGCACUAGAGAAUGAGAGCUUGUCCUCAGCUGCAGGCAAGAUUCAAGAGUAUUUGAAGAAGAUUAAAGAUGUGAAGCUGAAUAUUGCUAUCACAGGGGAAUCUGGCUCUGGUAAAUCCACCUUUAUCAAUGCGCUCAGGGGCCUAGGGGAUGAAGAGGAAUACUCGGCCCCAACUGGUGUGGUGGAGACCACUCAGAAGACAACGCCUUACCAACACCCAAAACAUCCAAAUGUACAAAUGUGGGAUCUUCCUGGUAUCGGCACCCCAAAUUUCAAACCUGAGACUUACCUUCAACAAGUUGAAUUUGAACGCUAUGAUUUCUUCAUCAUAGUCUCAUCAGACCGUUUCAGAGUCAAUGAUGUUAACCUGGCUGUGAAGAUCCAGGAAAUGAAGAAGAGUUUCUACUUUGUACGCUCUAAGAUUGAUGCCACCAUAAACGCAGAACAAGAAAGGAAGAAGAAUUUCAACCAGGAUGAGACACUUGAAAAUAUCAGAAAGAACUGUGUUGAAGGACUUCGAGAUCAUGGUCUGGAGUCUCCUCAGGUCUUCCUCAUCUCCAGUUUUAAGUUACCUCUCUAUGAUUUCCCCAAACUGGUGGAGACGAUGGAGAAGGAACUUCCUGAUCACAAGAGGCAAGUCCUGAUGUUAGCCAUUCCCAACAUAAGCCUGAAAAUCAACCAGAGGAAGAAAGAGACUUUCCAAGCCAACAUAUGGAGAUCAGCUCUUGCAUCUGCCUAUGUGGCAGUAAUCCCAAUUCCAGGUCUCUCCAUUGCUGUAGAUAUUGUCAUCUUGGUAAGAGAGAUCAGAAUGUACUAUCAGGCAUUUGGUCUUGAUAAUGAGUCUCUGCAGAGCCUUGCUUAUAGAACAAAGGUGUCGGUAGAAGACCUGAAAGCAGUCCUCAAGUCCCCUCUGAACAAGGAGAUAAACAAAGACGUGAUCAUUAACAUGACGACCAAAAUAGCUGGGGCAUCAAUCAUUUUGGCUGAGUACUUCUUGAGUACCAUUCCAGUCUUGGGCUCCAUGGCUGCAGGAGGUAUGUCAUAUGGCACCACCUACUACUUGCUGAAGCGCUGUCUUGAUGAGCUUGCUGAAGAUGCACAAAAUGUACUGAUGAAGGCUCUGAAGGCCGAUGAGUGAGAAAUGUGAAAUGUCAAACUGUGUUUUGUAUUGUGUUUAUCACAAUCGAUGGAUGUAUUUUCAUAACUCCUUCUUACACAGAAAAUAUAUAUUCCCCUAAAAUAUACAUCAAAUACUAUGCUUCCUUGUGCUCAUUCAUACUAAUGUAAUCUCUAUAAAACCUACUGCAUUUAAUCUAUUACUUCAGUUUGGAAGGAUUCUAUCACCACCUUGACAGUGAAAUAUGAUUAUUUGUAGACUUGAAUAAUAAACAUUGAAUUUGAAAAUAAUCAUAGUUCCUAUUG